AUGUUCCUGCUGUGUCUGCUGCUGCUGCUGCUCCAUGGCGUUCAACUGGGUUCUGCAGCCCCCAAUCCGUACAAGGAUCAUCUGCGCAGUAAAUUCACCAACAUCAGCGUGGAGUACAGUGCGGAAUUUUGCAGCAGCCUCAGAGCCUGGCUGACGCCGCAGGGUGACCUCAACAUGGACAUUCAUUUGAAUCGAACACUCAGGCAGGGAAUGCGCACCAGCAUGACCCUGCUGCAGCGAGUGGCAGGUGUCUCCAAAUCCACGCGCUAUCAGACGCUCUUCAGCUACGACAUGGACACAUGCAGGACCCUCAAGGAGCUCAUGCAGGCGAGUCUCAUGAAGGUGUGGCUGCAGAAUGUCUUCAAGUAUGGAAACUUGGCCACCCGCUGUCCCAUCAAGCCCGGCUUCUACGACCUGCGCAACCUUCACAUGGACAACCACAGCAUUCCUGGGUAUUUGCGACCCGGCUUCUAUCGUGUCCAAAACACCAACUACUAUCGCAGGCCCAGGGGCGGACUGCGUCGGCUGGUUGCCACUUUCACGCUGGACAUAAAGUUCUAUUAAAUGGAAAAAUGCGA
Messenger RNA from Drosophila guanche, 578 nucleotides. RefSeq lists its product as uncharacterized. NCBI's taxonomy places the organism in Eukaryota, Metazoa, Arthropoda, Insecta, Diptera, Drosophilidae. Bases 1 to 564 code for a protein of 187 amino acids. The transcript is spliced from 3 exons. The record is from RefSeq and is a predicted model, not a curated record.